This is a messenger RNA of Aricia agestis (brown argus), 1902 nucleotides long. Its product is annotated as zinc finger MYM-type protein 1-like. NCBI's taxonomy places the organism in Eukaryota, Metazoa, Arthropoda, Insecta, Lepidoptera, Lycaenidae. Bases 1 to 1902 code for a protein of 633 amino acids. The record is from RefSeq and is a predicted model, not a curated record. The transcript has 2 exons.
AUGACCGACGAAGUCAGAACACUUCUAGUACGUCGCGGAUCUGACUUAGUACAGCACAUCGAUUGCAAAUUUGCCGAUGUUGUUCGCUCAGGGACUUCAACGAAAGGCGGUACCCGAAAACUAACCAAAGAGUGGUUCUACAAACCAUUAUCUAACGGCGAAAAGGUUCUCCGAACAUGGAUGGUGUACUCGCCUUCGAAGCAAUCCUUGUAUUGUUUUUGUUGCAAGCUGUUUGGCAAUUCCGACUCAAACUUCGCAUCUGAAGAAGGAUUCAACAAAUGGUGGAAGCUAAAUCCAAGAAUCGGAGACCAUGAAAAUAGCCCGGGCCAUGAGCAGAGCUUCUUGAAAUGGAAGGAGUUGGAAGUUCGCCUGAACCGUAAAGCAACCAUCGAUCAGAAACAACAAGAAGUUUUCGAAAGUGAGGUGAAGAAGUGGAGGGAUGUACUGUACAGGUUGCUGAACAUUAUCCAGUUCUUAGCCAAACAGAAUCUGGCCUUCAGAGGACAUCGAGAAGACAUUCGAGGAGAUGAUAGUGGCAAUCGCGGGAACUUUCUGGAGUUAGUGCACCUCCUAGCUAAAUAUGACCCUCUUCUAAUGGAACACCUGACAAAGAUAAAGCUGGGAGCAAGAGUCCCAGUUUCGUAUCUAUCUCCAGAAACCCAGAAUGAAUUUAUAAACUUACUGGGACAGCAAGUUCGAUCCACCAUCAUCCGUCGUAUUCAAGAAGCUAAAUAUUAUUGCGUAAUCUUCGACAGUACACCAGACAUCUCCCACAAUGACCAAAUGAGCCAAGUUCUGCGAUACGUACAUAUCGAAGGAGAAAAAGUCGCCGUGGUUGAAUCUUUCAUCGACUUCUUUGAACCAAAAGGAAAAAAUGCAGAAGAUCUCAGCAACGAUAUAAUCGCGAAGAUAACAUCAGACGGACUGGACAUACAGAAUCUGAGAGGACAGGCUUACGACAAUGCUGCCACAAUGUCAGGGAUCCACAAUGGAGUUCAAGCCCGGAUUAAAGCCCUGAAUCCGAAAGCUACAUUCGUUGCAUGCACAAACCACUCACUAAACUUGGCUGGGGUACACGCUGCUUCUGAAUCAGUGAAUUCCGUGACGUUUUUUGGAACUCUGGAGAAGCUAUUUGCCUUCUUUUCUGCAUCAACUGCUCGAUGGAACGCUUUGGUUGCCGUCACAGGUCAAGCAGUGAAACGAGUCACUGAAACGCGCUGGAGCGCUAGACAUGUAGCUGUCAAGAUGCUUAAAAAUAAGUUUGAGUUAGUUCUUGAGGUACUGGAAGAAUUAACAGAUUCAUCUCAAACUUCCGAAACAAGAUCAGGAGCCAGUCUUCUCCUGACAGCCAUGCAGUCCUUUAACUUCCUAACUUUUCUUGGCUUUUGGGCUGCAGUGCUACCUGAAGUAGAUGACGCACAGAUUUACCUGCAGCAACGAGGACUAAGUGUCGAUAAGUGUACUCAGAAACUCUGCGCUUUAAAAACCCUCCUAGUGGAAAGUAGAGACCGUUUCGUCCAAGACGCAAUCGACUUUGCUAAGACUCUCUGCGAAAAACUCGGAAUCGAACUAAAAACGAGAAGAAUUCGCAGGAAAAGACGCAUGCAUGAUGAUGAAUCUUUUGAAGAUGCAGCUUUGUCUCACGAGCAGGAACUCCGUCGAGAGGUGUUCGCAUCAUUUGACAAGAUCAUUCAAGAAAUGACGACUCGAUUCCAGCAAAUUCAAGAAAUAUCGGACAAGUUCGGAUUUUUGACGCCAGCGAAUCUUUUGGACAGCAAGUACGAGUGUGAUCUUUCCCAUGUAUUAGAAGACAUCGACAAAGACGAGUUUCAGAUGGAGCGGAAGCGUCUUCAGCAGUUUGUUGCCAGUUCUGAAUCAGAGGAAGAUAAUAUAAGGGGGUGA